Messenger RNA from Benincasa hispida (wax gourd), 1065 nucleotides. Lineage: Eukaryota; Viridiplantae; Streptophyta; Magnoliopsida; Cucurbitales; Cucurbitaceae. The record is from RefSeq and is a predicted model, not a curated record.
AUGGGUUUGAGUUAUUUAGCAAAUGGAUGUGUAAUGUCCAUUAUGAUAUUACUUUGCAUUUGUAAAUAUUGUAAUGCUCAACCUAAAGUGUUCGAUAUCUUGCAAUUUGGUGCCAAACCUGAUGGAAUAACCGAUAACAGUAAGGCAUUAAGUAAUGCAUGGAGUGAAGCUUGUGGAAAUAGUGGAGGUGGUGUGUACGCCACCGGCGACUACUGGCUUAGUAUCAACCAAGUCAACAACUUGUUCAUCGAUGGUUUGGGUUGCUUGAACGGUCGCGGUUCUACCGCUUGGCCAUACAACUCCGCUAAUCGUCCAGUCUCUAUGAAGCUCAAUAAUAUCAACACUAUGAGUAUCAAGAACAUAAGCUCUUAUAAUAGCAAACUCUUCCAUUUUGCGGUACAUGGAUGUCGUGACGUCACGUUUGACCACGUUACAGUGGUAGCUCCAGCAGACAGCCCCAACACAGAUGGAAUCCAUAUUUCAUCAUCGAGCGGUAUCAACAUCAUGCAUUCAGUGAUCGGUACUGGAGAUGAUUGCAUCUCCUUGGGCCCUGGAAGUAAAUUCAUCAACAUAACCAAUGUCCAAUGUGGUCCUGGCCAUGGAAUUAGUAUCGGUAGCCUUGGAAAGUACCCAAACGAAGAAGACGUCUUCGAAGUCACAAUAAGAGACUCCACAUUCAUUGGCACAUCCAAUGGAGUGAGGAUCAAAUCAUGGUCAUCUUCAUAUUCCAGCAUGGUUAGCAAUGUCACAUUUCUCAAUCUCCAAAUGAACAAUGUCAAAAACCCUAUCAUCAUUGAUCAAAUGUAUUGCCCCGGUACUUGCGGUCCACAUGAUGAAAUGAGUAAGUCAAAAGUGCAAAUUAAAGAUGUGAGAUAUGAAGGCAUAAGGGGGACUUCAAUUACCCAAGUGGCAGUAAAUUUUGAGUGCAACCAAGUUUUUCCAUGUCAAGACAUAAUGUUGCAAGACAUUAACCUUCCUUUCAAUGGUGGUGGCCAGCCAACUUCCAUUUGUCAUAAUGUUAAGGGUUCUGCUUUUGGCCAACAAUUGCCUCCCUCUUGUCUUUAA